ACGAGCAAUUGCGAUAUACUAAUCUCUCAAGUGAUUCUUUAAGUCUCAUGCGGACCAGAUUAAAUAGUGUGUGACACGUCGCACGAAAUCUUUCCCCUAACAGUAGCUUCUAGAAACGAGGAUACUACCCAGUUUUUAUACCUCUCCCAAUUCCGUCUGCUCAAUUCUCGCUGGUUUUUGUCCGUCACCGAUUCUCCCGAGAGGAGGAAAAAUGGCAGGUUCUCAUAUUGCCCAUGCUGCAUACAAGGGUCCAAGUGUGGUGAAGGAAAUACUGAUUGGGAUUGCACUUGGCAUCGCCGCGGGAGGCUUGUGGAAGAUGCACCACUGGAAUAACCAGAGGAGGACCAAGGAAUUUUAUGAUAUGCUUGAGAAAGGUGAGAUCAGUGUUGUGGUGGAUGAAGAGUAGCGCCUUUCCUCCAGUAUGAAACCAGCAAGCAUACUUGGUCUAAGAUAGUAAUGUAAAACAAAACUCCUACAGUUCCUUGCUUUACUAGUAACUAGUAAUGUAAAACAAAACUCUUGCUUUACUAGUAAUCCUUGAAUAUUCCUACGAAUGUCCUUAACUUGAGAAAUGUGAUGUUUGGGAAUUUUGUAUCCAUACCAUGUAUAUGCUGGUGCUGUGUUGAGGAGAUUUGUGUCUUGUUUGUUCAA
Nicotiana attenuata is the source of this 651-nucleotide messenger RNA. RefSeq names its product cytochrome c oxidase subunit 5C-like. Lineage: Eukaryota; Viridiplantae; Streptophyta; Magnoliopsida; Solanales; Solanaceae. The transcript has 2 exons. The coding region runs from base 212 to 406 and encodes 64 amino acids. The record is from RefSeq and is a predicted model, not a curated record.